Malassezia pachydermatis is the source of this 426-nucleotide messenger RNA. RefSeq lists its product as hypothetical. The transcript has a single exon. Bases 1 to 426 code for a protein of 141 amino acids. The record is from RefSeq and is a predicted model, not a curated record. NCBI's taxonomy places the organism in Eukaryota, Fungi, Basidiomycota, Malasseziomycetes, Malasseziales, Malasseziaceae.
AUGCGCUUUGCUAUCGUCCUUUCUCUCCUCGUCUGCCUCAUCUCGUUUGUGUCGGCGCAGUCGCUGUGCUUCCCGCGCCCCAGCUUCCUUAGCGGAACCUGCAGCACCGAGUGCGGCCUCCGUGGCCACUCUGGUGGCUCCUUCUCCAAUGGUCAAUGCUGCUGCAGCGGUGCUAAGAAGCGCAGCGUUGAGAUUUCGCCGGAGGAGAACCUCCGUAGCGCUGAAGAAUUCUUCGGCGGUAAGCUCCUUGUGGCUCAGGACAACACGCUGCAGGUGAACAAGGGCCACGCUGUCUCUCGUAUCUCGUGCAACCUUUGCAACAUCGGCUCGCUCAACGGCGGUGGCCUGUGCUGUGAGGCUAGCUGCAAGUCGGUCGGCAAGAACUCAGGCUCGUGCAAGAACGGUGUCUGCGUAUGCGGUAAGUAA